AGAAAACAGUGAACAAGCCAAGACCAAGCAUCAUUUCAAUUAAAACUAUAUAAAAAAAGCCCCAAUCAGUAUCUUCCAGUAUAAAAUCCAAGAACCUCAAUUCCUCUCUUUGAAAGUGUAUGGUUUAAACGUAUACCCAGAUUUUAAUUUUGUUGAUUUGGGUUUAACUUGAAGAGAGAAAAGAAAUCUUUUCAAUGGGGAGUUUAGGAGCUCUUGUGAAACACCCAGAUGAUUUUUAUCCAUUGUUGAAGCUGAAAAUGGCUUCAAGGCAUGCCGAGAGACAGAUCCCAUCAGAGCCUCACUGGGCUUUUUGUUUCUCUAUGCUUCACAAAGUAUCUCGUAGUUUCGCUCUCGUUAUUCAACAGCUCGACACCGAGCUUAAAAACGCCGUCUGCAUAUUUUAUUUGGUUCUUCGAGCUCUUGAUACUGUUGAGGAUGACACUAGUGUUGCAACAGAUAUCAAAGUUCCUAUCCUUAAAGAAUUUUAUCGCCAUAUAUAUGAUCGUGAUUGGCACUUUUCUUGUGGUACGAAGAACUACAAAGUUCUUAUGGAUGAGUUUCAUCAUGUAUCUACUGCUUUUUUGGAACUCGAAAAAGGUUAUCAGGAGGCAAUUGAGGAUAUUACGAAAAGAAUGGGUGCAGGAAUGGCAAAAUUUAUUUGCAAAGAGGUUGAAACAGUCGGUGAUUAUGAUGAAUAUUGUCACUAUGUAGCAGGACUCGUGGGGUUAGGUCUUUCCAAACUUUUCCAUACAUGCGGUACAGAAGAUUUGGCUCCUGAUACUCUCUCCAAUUCAAUGGGUUUAUUUCUUCAGAAAACAAAUAUAAUCCGAGAUUAUCUCGAGGAUAUCAAUGAGAUACCAAAGUCACGUAUGUUUUGGCCUCGUCAAAUUUGGGGUAAAUAUGUCAACAAACUUGAGGACUUGAAAUACGAGGAAAACUCAGUCAAGGCAGUGCAGUGCUUGAAUGACAUGGUCACUAAUGCUUUAAUACAUGUGGAUGAUUGCCUAAAAUACAUGUCUGCUUUACGUGAUCCUGCAAUCUUUCGAUUUUGUGCUAUCCCUCAGGUCAUGGCUAUCGGAACACUAGCCUUAUGCUACAACAACAUCGAAGUCUUCAGAGGCGUAGUGAAAAUGAGGCGUGGUCUCACUGCGAAAGUCAUUGACCGAACCAACACGAUGGCUGAUGUCUAUGGUGCUUUCUAUGAUUUUUCUUGUAUGUUGAAAGCUAAGGUCGACAAAAACGAUCCUUGUGCACAAAAAACAUCGAGCAGACUUGAUUCGAUCCUCAAGACUUGCAGGGACUCAGGGGUCCUGAAUGAAAGGAAAUCUUACAUAAUUCCAAAUCAGACCAAUUACACUCCACUUCUGGCUGUCUUGCUUUUCAUUUUACUGGCCAUUACUUUGGCUAAUCGAGGCCCCAAUGGGCCAAAUUAACUAGACCAUGCUUUAAUUAAUAAUAAAUAAAAUAAUAAAUUUCUACGAUAUGGGAUAUGUGGUAGCAUUCUAAUCUAGCUUGUAAAAGUUUUUUCUUUUUUUCUAAAAAUUAAAUAAUAUAAAACAUCAUUAUCGGUGUAUUAGAAAAUGAAGUCUUGUUGAGUGAAGUUUACUAAUAAAAUGGUAUAACGCUACCGUUUUGAUUGUGCAUGUAAUAUGGUUGAGCAAGAAAAUUGAAAACAACAUUAGCUUCAACCCUAA
Messenger RNA from Gossypium raimondii (Peruvian cotton), 1694 nucleotides. RefSeq names its product squalene synthase 2. Gene Ontology annotation, biological process: farnesyl diphosphate metabolic process; lipid biosynthetic process. Gene Ontology annotation, molecular function: squalene synthase [NAD(P)H] activity. Bases 195 to 1433 code for a protein of 412 amino acids. Gene Ontology annotation, cellular component: endoplasmic reticulum membrane. Lineage: Eukaryota; Viridiplantae; Streptophyta; Magnoliopsida; Malvales; Malvaceae. The record is from RefSeq and is a predicted model, not a curated record. The transcript is spliced from 14 exons.